This is a messenger RNA of Phyllopteryx taeniolatus (common seadragon), 3123 nucleotides long. RefSeq names its product aspartate aminotransferase, cytoplasmic-like. Lineage: Eukaryota; Metazoa; Chordata; Actinopteri; Syngnathiformes; Syngnathidae. The record is from RefSeq and is a predicted model, not a curated record. The transcript is spliced from 9 exons. Gene Ontology annotation, cellular component: cytosol. Gene Ontology annotation, molecular function: L-aspartate:2-oxoglutarate transaminase activity; pyridoxal phosphate binding. Bases 209 to 1474 code for a protein of 421 amino acids. Gene Ontology annotation, biological process: L-aspartate biosynthetic process.
CUUCCUGGUUGAGGUUCCAUUGGUUGUGGGAUAAGACGUCACAUUGUUAAGAGUCGUCUCAUUGGCUGCCGCGCUGACGCCUCUUCCUCAAGUCUGUCCUAGUGGAGCAGCCGUGAAGGUGAAUCAGGUCCCCGUCUAACUUUCUGCCUGUCUCCCAGUCUGAUUUCCGGAAGCCCCGCAGCUGUCCUCCCGUUUCCUCUCCGCAGUCAUGUCCGAGUUCGGUGACGUCCCGCAAGCGCCCCCGGUGGCUGUCUUCAAGCUGUCCGCCGACUUCCGCGACGACAGCCACCCACAGAAGGUGAACCUCGGCGUCGGAGGAACCGAGGGUGAUUUGGCGUGUUCUCCCUCAGCCUACCGCACAGAUGACUCUCAGCCGUGGGUUCUACCGGUGGUGAAAAAGGUGGAGCGUCUAAUCGUGGACGACGCCACCCUGAACCACGAGUACCUCCCCAUCCUCGGCCUGCCAGACUUCCGUUCGGCCGCCUCCAAGGUCGCCCUGGGCGAAGACAGUCCCGCCAUCAAGGAGGGGAGGGUGGGUGGAGUACAGGCUCUGGGUGGCACGGGCGCCCUGAGGAUCGGUGCAGAGUUCUUGCGGCGUUGGUACAAGGGCGUCAACAACACGGCCACGCCUGUUUAUGUGUCUACGCCCACCUGGGAGAACCACAAUGCUGUGUUUGCCGAUGCUGGGUUCAAGGACAUCCGUCCGUACCGCUACUGGGACGCCACCAAGAGAGGCCUGGACCUUAGCGGCCUGCUUGAAGACCUUGAGAAAGCUCCGGGAGGUUCCAUCUUCGUGCUUCACGCGUGCGCCCACAACCCCACAGGCACCGAUCCCAAUCAGGACGAAUGGAAGCAGAUGGCAGAGAUCAUGAAGAGGAGGAAUCUGUUUGUGUUCUUUGACUCGGCCUACCAAGGCUUCGCCUCUGGCUCGCUGGAGAAAGACGCGUGGGCCAUUCGCUUCUUUGUGUCUCAGGGCUUUGAACUCUUUGUGGCUCAGUCCUUCUCCAAGAACUUUGGCCUCUACAACGAGAGGGUGGGCAACCUGACGGUGGUGGCGCGAGACGGCGACAACCUGGGCCGCAUCCUCUCUCAGAUGGAGAAGAUCGUGAGGACCACCUGGUCCAACCCGCCGUCGCAGGGGGCUCGCAUCGUCAGCAAAACACUCAACUGCCCCCAGCUCUUUGCAGAAUGGCAAGCUAACGUAAAGACGAUGGCCGACCGUGUGCUCCUCAUGCGGGACCAGCUCAAGUCCAAGCUGCAGGCCCUCGGAACGCCGGGAACAUGGGAGCACAUCACCCAGCAGAUCGGGAUGUUCAGCUUCACGGGCCUCAAUCCCAAUCAGGUGGCGUUCAUGAUCAAAGAGAAGCACGUGUACCUGAUGGCGAGCGGUCGCAUCAACAUGUGCGGCCUCACCUCCAAGAACCUGGACUACGUGGCGCAGUCCAUCCACGAUGCCGUCACCCAGGUCCAGUGAGAAGGAACACGCCCUCUGUCGCCCUCCCGUCCUGCUCCCCUCGUGGUGCCCGUGACGUUACAGUCAGGCCAGUAACAAAACGCUUUGUCCACGUUGUGCAUCCUCGCGCUAAGCCCAGUGUUUCGCAACCUUUAUAGAGCCAACGCACAUAUUUUACAUUGGAAGAAUUCCACAAAAAAAAGAAAAAGUAGCAACCCUGCCACCAAUUGCAAAAUAACACAACUGACACCCCUCCAAAAUGUUUUUAUUCCCAAAACGUAUUUAUAUAUAUAUAUAUUGUAAGCCACAGUAACAUUAUGCACAGUUUCAACAUUAACACUGCGCUUAAAUAUUGGAAAAUAUUUAAUAAUUACUCAAUUAAAAUUUAUUGCACAUAAAUGUUAAAUAAAAACUACCAAAAUGUUUAAAAACAAACCUUUCUUAAAAGUUAAAUGCAAAUGUAUUUAACUUAAAAAAAAAAUAAUAAAUAAAGAAAGAAAAACUUCAACCCAGCUGAACUGUAUACCACGAAACUGUAAAUACAGUACUCAUUCGUGUACUCGCGGUUCGGCACCCGUGGAUUCACCAAUUCACAGAUUUUAUUUUAUUUAUUUUUUUAAAAAUAUAAAUACAAUAUUUAUUUAGUUUUUUUUCCAAUGAAAUUUUAAUGGGCGUCAACUCUCUGUUUACAUUCUGGCCCGAUCACUGGAUACCACCAACUACAAUUCAAUAUCAUUUGUAACUCUUCUUACAACAUCAGACUCAAAAGUAGCAAUUUGAGGUUUUUGUUUAGGUGAGUUUUAUUUUUAUUUUUUUUACAAUGCAUUACCAUUUAAAAAUAAAUGGUUGCAGAUAAUUUGAUCUCCCCAAAAAAUUCACUGAAUGUAUUUGUUGGCCUUUGGCGCCGUCGUGUAUCAUCUUUGGGCAUAACAUGGAGCACAAAAAUGCACAGAAAACAGACCCAAAAAAAAUGUGAAUAGCGAACCACAAAUAUGCGGGGGACUUCUGGUCUUACUCAUCUCAAUUUACAAAUUUACUGACUGAAAUCUAUUUUAAAUUGAACAUAUAGCUGUUAUUCUGUUGUAUAAAUAAUGAUAAUUGUACCGUUUGCUAGUGUAAGAACAAUUCAUUGUUCUGCCUGUUACUAUUCGUCACUGGCAUAGAUAAAUGAACAAGACGCAUUAUUUGUACAUUUUGGGUUGGGAAUUACUGUUAAACUACGCUGCGCUAAUCUAGGUUAGUCACCUGCCGCUGUCAACUGUGGACAGACGUCAUCACGUGUCAUUAAACAGGUCAUGUGUGUCCUCAUGUAAACGCUCCUGCUUCACACACACACACUUAAAAGUACACUGAAAUUGUUAAUUAAAACAAAUAGAAUAGGAAAGAACAAUUUCCUCUUGCCGAUUCUCCCCCAAUGAAACGGGUCAUUAAUUAAUUGUCGUCCGUAAUUGUGUACCCUUGAUUUUGUCACACAGACCCUUCUUAAAGGCACAGUACACGCCGCACGUGUUUGCAGGGUUCUCCAAUAUGGUGUAUUUGAUGUUGCCUUUUAAAAGUGCUUGAUUUUUUUUUUUUUUUUUUUUUUUUCUUUCACCACCAGUGUAAACAAUCAAAUAAUGUAUUUUGCGUGUUACAUGGAGAAAUCAAAUAAAAGCUCUACUUAAAAAUGA